AUGGUUUCUGUCCAACCGGGAAUGCCCGGCACUUCUCAGCAGGCCCAGGAAGACCUUGCCAGCCUCUUCUCCCGUAGUCUGACUUUCAACCCCGACUCUCGCUCACCCGUCGUCCCGAAGGAGACGACCCGGCAGGAAUCGGUCAUACCUGUGCCCACUGCUCCCACUCAAUCUAUUGUAUAUUCAAUCUCGCAGCAUUACAACCAUUCCGCCCAUGUUGCACGACUUGAUUCUCAACCCUUGGACAACAGGUCGCACUCGCAACCCCAGCGCCCUUCCUCGGAACCUCCUCAGAGCGACAUCUCUUCAACAGAGGAAGUUUUGCGCAGCUAUGGCUUCAACCCUGCUAUUUUCACACCCUCACAACUGCAACUAUUCCGCACAGCCGACGGAUCUCAAAAGCUGCGGCUUUUGGAGUUGUGGAGCAUCUGUCCGCCGAACAAGGCGGAAGAUAUUCCUGCCUUGGCAUGGAGCAGCACAUCUCUAGACCAGGAAGAACAGAUGGCACGGAUGCGGUAUGAACUUCAACAGAACCCAAUCAUGAGCCUAGACGGAACUCCCAUUCAAUCCGAGAAUGGUGGGUGGACCCAACAAGGCAUUGCUCCCGAGACAGAACCAUACAUGUCCUCCGGAUACGAAGAGUUAAUGCGACGAGAGUACGGGCGUCAAGCGCAUGACGACGUUUCUAGGAGUGUCCAUAGCCAUUUCGGAAAUGCCUUGAGCAGGAACAACUACUCCCGAGCCACUGAUCCAGUCUACAAAGGAUCCGAUUAUGAAAUACAGCAGCAGCAGCUGAAAAUGGCGGUUCAGUAUGGCGCAUUGGAGCGCUUCAGAGCCGGCAGUAUGGAGGUGGAUGCUAUGGACAUGUAA
Molecule: messenger RNA, 870 nt
Organism: Ustilaginoidea virens
Lineage: Eukaryota; Fungi; Ascomycota; Sordariomycetes; Hypocreales; Clavicipitaceae
Exons: 1
Coding region: 1-870 (289 amino acids)
Source: RefSeq, a predicted model, not a curated record